AUGGAUUCCGAAGAAGGACGCCUCGACCAAGGCGAUGAGCCCGAACCCGACGGGGACGCUGAGGCCGAGGCAUGCCUGCAUGAGUAUUCGGCACAAGCUCCCGAUCGCACCACCUCAGUAUAUGUGAAUAUUCACAGGGUGCGACGUCUCGUGCUCGCAAGUAUAGAUGACCCUUACACCAUGGAGCACUUCCGCCAGCCCAACCUCAACGCCCUCAUUGUUCGGCCACUUGUCGACCGGCUCUAUGACAGCAGGGACAACUCUAUAGUGUACUGCCUGCUCGCGAACCGUGUCCAUUUUCUGCGAGAGCAAGCCGGGCUUCGCAACCAGAGCGUUAAUGCUGCUCGAGCUGCCCUGUGCGAGCUUGUCGCGAGCCGCAUCCUGCGCCGCUACCACGAGGACAACCCCGACGACACGGGCCUGUUGCUCCUCGCUCAUGUCCUGGUGGAGGGCUACGAUCCCUUCCAGGGAGCGCCGCAAGAUGUCGAGGCGGAAUGGAGGCACGUGCAGUGGCCGAUCCAGGAGCGUCCCGGCCACGAGCGCCAGUUUACCGCGCUGGAGCUGGCCAUCAUCUCAGAGAGCAAAUCGCUCAUUGGCACCGCGGCGUGCCAGCGCCUCGUCGAUGCCAUCCACAAGGGGCAGGUGACCUACACGCCGCUCUCGUUUGUCGAUGUUUUGCCGGACCACUACAAGCAUCUGCCAAUCUCCAUCUACAACCCGCGGCAUUCGCGUCUUCUCAACCACUACCGACUGAUUGUGCCGCGCGUGCGCACAAUCAUUGAGUUUGUGCAGAUCAUCCUGCUCCUCGUCUUGUAUAUCCUCACCAUGCUUGAUCGCCAUACCCGAAAUAGUUGGUGGGAGAUAAUGUUCUCCAUAUACACUGCUGGUUGGGUGCUGCAAGAAUUUGCCGCCAUUUUGGAGCAUGGCUGGGAAGUGCACGCACAGAGCCUGUGGUCGUUCCUCGACAUUAGCUUCGUUGCGAUAUAUGUCGCGUACUUCCUCACACGAAUAUACGACAUUUUUAUCGGCAAGAUUGCGGAUGGCUAUGGUUUGCACAUUCUCUGCCUCGCCGCGCCGAUUCUCCUCACUCGCGUGGCGUUCAACAUCAUGCCCAACAACAUUGUCUUCAUCUCACUGCACGCAAUGAUGAAGGAUUUCACAGUCUUGACGUUUCUCGCAUUUUGGUGCUUCACUGGAUUUCUUUUGGCGCUCAUGUGGCUCAUUACAGCAGAGCAGAUUGAGACGGGCGACACGCCGAGCUGGGCAACUGUGUGCAAGUGGCUGCUCUGGAUCUGGUUUGGUCUCGACGGAACGGGCAUUGGCGAGUCAACGCAGUUCCACAUCGUGUUCGGUCCUGCAUUGAUGAUUGGCUUUGCAUUUCUGGGCAACACGCUCUUCCUCACGAUUCUGGUUGCCAUACUGACGAAUACAUUUUCACGAAUCAUUGCCAAUGAAGGCGCCGAGAUUCGCUUCCGACGCACCGUUCUAACUUUUGAGAGCGUCAAGAGCGACUCCAUAUUCGCCUAUCCUCCGCCUUUUAACAUUGCCGCCAUGAUCCUGCUGCUGCCUCUCAAGCUGUUUGUUAGCGGUCGGACGUUCCACACCAUCAAUGUGUUUCUCAUUCGGGCGCUAAACGCUCCUGUGCUUAUCCUCAUCACGCUGCUCGAACGGCGGAGCUGGAAAUCUGCAAACAGACCAAGGAGGACAAAGAAGCCGUCGUGGCUCAGUUGGCAAUUCGCAGGAUUUUUUCCCCACGGCGAUAUUCCCGCCGUCUUCAAUGCAGAGCCGCCGGCCGACUUGGUCUCCAAAAUUGAUCAGCUCGACCCGCUCGAGGAAGUACCCGUCCUGGAGGAUGAUGUGAUUGCCAGUUCCCGGCGGGAGUUGACGCAGGCUAGGCUGCGACGCUCCACGAUGGCGCAUUGA
Akanthomyces muscarius is the source of this 1923-nucleotide messenger RNA. RefSeq lists its product as uncharacterized. The record is from RefSeq and is a predicted model, not a curated record. Bases 1 to 1923 code for a protein of 640 amino acids. NCBI's taxonomy places the organism in Eukaryota, Fungi, Ascomycota, Sordariomycetes, Hypocreales, Cordycipitaceae. The transcript has 4 exons.